AGGGGGCGCUGCAAGCGCGCGAUGAUGUAGGACGUGCUGCGCUUCGGCUCCGCUGAUUUUCGGCUGGACCCACGGGCAAUUUCACGGUACCCCGUCAAGACCAGCAUCAAUCGUUUCGGCGAUUCACAGGCAACACGUGGAUACCAGUGUCAUCCAGGUGGGCCGGUUUUUAACAACUUUACGACCGAUCAUCACCCGACCACGUAGGCGACGCCGUUAAGCCAAACGGCGACGCCGACGUCGGGCGGCGUGGGGCCGGCUUUCCGAGGCAACAUGGACGCUACGCUCACCCAGCGUGGAUACGACCCUCAUGCCAUGACGUGGGAGACGAUUACGACUUCCGAAACGCCAAAUUCUGCUUCUUCACCGAGGUUUCGGAGCCAAGCUAUCAACGACGCGGUUGAACGCCGCUCGCAAGCCAACGCCAAGAAGGCGGCGUCCGCCGCUGCCCCGGCAUCCGACACGCCAGCUGACAAGACGCAGCCUCUCGCUUCGCACGCUGUGGGACGCAAGGGCAAGGUUCUCACUAAAUGGAAGCCUCGCCCGUUUCCAAAAUCGAAUCCGGACGACUAUGUAAUUGUCGUAAAGCCACGAGAGUGCAUCUCAUUGCAUGAUGCUUUCUCAGAGAACUGGUACGGGACCGCGUUUAAGGCAUACCUCGGGCCUGAGCGAGCUGAGACGUUGACAGUUAUUCCAUCGAGAGAGCAAAAUCUUAUCGUUAUUCACACCCCGGACCCUGACACGGCGGACAAAAUCAUCGGGGACUUCGCGGUAAACAUCGAGCAUAGACAGGUUCUGCUCAACGGGUACCUGCGACAAGAUGGUAGCAAUGUCUGCCAUGGAGUCAUCGUAGUCCGCAACACAGACACGACGGAGACGCUCCGAGAGAGCGUACGCUGGAGGUCUGGCACCAUCGUCGAGGUGCGUAAAUUUGGAACGUCAAACAAGGCGCGUGUGACCUUCGCUGGCAAGGAGAAGCCACGCUUUGUUCACUACGACACAAUGCUGAUCCCCGUCAAACCCUACUACCGGACCAUCCCGGCCUGCGGAAAGUGCGGUGUCGUCGGCCAUCGGAUGGACACUUGUCCCAACCCAAGACCGGAUACAUGUGGCCUGUGUGGACAGCAGGUUCCGCUUGUGGAGGAGGGGGUGCGGGCCCCUCAUGAAUGUGUACCCGUCUGUUCUGUGUGUGGUGGAGCACACGCCACAAACUCUCGUGCGUGUACGGCCAAGUACCGUAAUUCCAAGGUGGCCGCACAACAGGGCGGAAAGUCCAAAAGGGCGUCCAAGAAACGACGCAAACAUCAGACUCCCAGUGAGCCACCGCGCCGGGAGGUCGCCAAGACAGACAAGCCUGCUUCUCCUACUGGAGGAAUCGUGAAGCAGCCGUCGACCCCACCGCAUGGCGGAACCGGGAAGCAGCCGACGGCGCAACCAUGCGGCGAGGCCGGGUCAUGGGCCAACGCCGUCAAAAACGGAAACCAGGUGGGUGGUACGGGUAGAGCUGCCUCCUCAUCCCCACCUAUCAUCCCAUCUUCAUCACCUAACGCCGACCAAAAUAUUAUUGCCAAGCUCCAGGCACAAAUCGAAGCGUUACAGAAAAGACUAGCGGCAGCCGAGGCCAAACAGACCCAACUAGUCUCCCCUCCCCCUCCCCCCGCAGUAGAGGUAAUGGAGAGUGAGACCGGGGCGGCGGCAACGGACGCGGUAGCCGCACUCGAGGCUCAUGUCAACACCCUUGAGGUCCGUAUGGACAGCCGUAUAACUGUCCUCGAAACUCAAAUCUCAGCGGCCGUAAAUGCCGCCAUUGCUAAAAUGACAGAGACCAUCCCAACCCUGAUAGCCCAACAAGUUGCGCGUUUCACCAAACGAGCCGGCCCAAUUAAGGACGUGUCCGGCCGGUACCUUAAAACGCCUCGACGACAAAUCGAUUUUGAGGAUGACGACAGCUGCUCCAUCUCCGGAUUUGAGGACACCCCCCUCCCCGCGAGUGCUGGCUCGGGAGCGCCGCCACCACAAUCGCUCGUUAACUCCACUGACCAUGGCGGGCACCCUUAGAAUUCGGAAACCCCCGCGAUCCAAUACGGCCACCCCCAUCCAAAUCACCCAGUGGAAUUGUCGGGGCUUUAAGGCUCACACCAAGCGGGCCAACCUCCGGCUUUUCCUCGCAGCAUUUCAAAACCUUCCUGCUGUGGUAGCCCUCCAGGAGCCAGGGAGUGCUGCCACACUCACAAGCUAUACUACGUUUCAA
This is a messenger RNA of Rhipicephalus sanguineus (brown dog tick), 2251 nucleotides long. RefSeq lists its product as uncharacterized. Gene Ontology annotation, molecular function: nucleic acid binding; zinc ion binding. NCBI's taxonomy places the organism in Eukaryota, Metazoa, Arthropoda, Arachnida, Ixodida, Ixodidae. The transcript has a single exon. The record is from RefSeq and is a predicted model, not a curated record. The coding region runs from base 274 to 2058 and encodes 594 amino acids.